AUGAGAUUAUCAAGUACUUCACUCGUUGCUGUUGCAGUUUGUUUAGCUGCCUCCAAUGCUGCUCCCACGUCAGCAGGAUCUGACAGUACUCUAAUUAAAAGAGCUGAGAACAAUGAUAUUCAAGAAGCUAUCAAUACCUUGCAAGAAUACAAGGCUAAACGAGAUGCAAUGGAUGUCGAAGUUGCUGAAAGAGACUAUGCUAUUGUUACUAAAGUUUUGGCUCUUUUGAAGGAUUCAAACACAGCACCUCUCGUUAUCAACUACUUGGCUACUAAUAAAACAUUUGAGCCUAUCACAGUCAGUGUCAUCACCAAAGUCUUGAAGUCUGGUAAAAUAAACUUGGAAACAUUGUUUAAGGCCUUGGAAGAAUCAAACUUAGUCGGCAAUGUAAUCAAAGACCUUAUUUCUGACUGUAGUCUUUAUGUUUCUUUGUUUAACACCGCAAAGGGAGUUAUCUCAGACUUAGUUGACAAAGUUAGGGAAAAGAUUAAGGAUGCUGUUAGCAAGAAACGUGAUUUCAUGGAUCCGAUUGAAACUGUGAAUGUGCAAGAGAGAGGUUUGGAUCUCGCUACGAGGGACGCCAAUGAUGUUGUUGUACAACUUUUAGAAUCUUUAUACGAUUCUGGAUUAGCUACUCAAGUCGUUGAAUCAAUCAUCACCGAUAAGUCUUAUAUCCCAUUCGCAAUCGACUUGACAAAGUCAGUCUUGGAAAGUAACGCAUUGAGCUUGACUGAGGUUAUUUCCGCUUUGAAAAGCUCGAACUUAGUGAACUCUUUGUUGAAGCAAAUUUUAACUGUCGAUACUUUCCAGACAGUUGUAACUAAUGCCUUCGCCGCAUAUGCUGGUAAGUGUCUGGAGGAGACAAGUGGCUCUGGCUCUAGUUCAACUUCAACCUCGACUUCAGGUUCUGGUUCUGGUUCUGGUUCUGGUUCUAGUUCUGGUUCUACUACCACAAACCCAUGUAAGAAGAGAAAGAAGAGAAGAUCUUACAACUAUUGA
Molecule: messenger RNA, 999 nt
Organism: Priceomyces carsonii
Lineage: Eukaryota; Fungi; Ascomycota; Pichiomycetes; Serinales; Debaryomycetaceae
Exons: 1
Coding region: 1-999 (332 amino acids)
Source: RefSeq, a predicted model, not a curated record